Messenger RNA from Aspergillus candidus, 903 nucleotides. RefSeq lists its product as uncharacterized. The record is from RefSeq and is a predicted model, not a curated record. The transcript is spliced from 2 exons. Bases 246 to 629 code for a protein of 127 amino acids. Lineage: Eukaryota; Fungi; Ascomycota; Eurotiomycetes; Eurotiales; Aspergillaceae.
CACUAAUUGGGGGCCAUAUUAUGCAUCAUGAUAUAUAAGGCGUCACCCUCGUGGAAGUUCAAUCGUCCAACGACGUGUUUUCUUUGCGCCUUUCAAGCUGCUAGGGCUGACGAGCUCGAUUUAUCUCUGUCCACUCAACCAAUCAUCAAUCACCGCAGGAGCCAUCACAUCAUCUGGCAUAGUACCUAUAUUCCGACCGACAUAAGUCCCUUGCGAAUUCCCAGUGCAUAGCCAUAACCACUGCAAUGACUCGCGUCGCUACCGUUUUCGAACAAAUCCACAAAAGCGCACCCAUCGAGCGCUGGGCCCAAUACGAUACGCACAAGCUUAUGGUCAUCUCACCAUCGGAGUCACAAGCAGACCAUGCGUCCACUGUCCAAGCGUUGAUUGGGUUUCUAGACAAGACACGCACAACAGUCUAUGAAGCGCUCCCCGCAAGACCCAUUCAAUCACUCAAGGCGCCCCACUUACUUUAUGGCGCUGACGGAGGGUCUGUGCCAGAGCUUUUAUCAACGGAAGCAACGUACUUGAUGGCUUGGUGUGUUCUGAUCAUGUUCCUCCUGGUAAUCGGGGGUUCGUUCUAUCGCGCGUGGACGCGAGCGCCGGCUAAGAGCCUCCUCCCUGUAUGACGGGUGCCUUCUUGCCUGAGAAAUUGGGCUGUCAUUUUGGAGUUUGGUUCGUAGCGAGAUAAUGAGUCUGGGUGUGCAUCGAUCUUUCAGCAUGAGAUGGCGUUGUGACGUGAUAUUUUUUGGCUAUAAUGAUUCCCCUUUGUUUUUCGAUAACGUUGUCAAUGCAUUUCAUCAUGUUUCUGUGCCAGAUUUCUGCAGUCAGCGGGAGGCCUUCCUUUCUUUCUCUCUUUUUUCUUUUUGUUUUGGGGUGCUGCAUGUUUUCCCACGCCUUUCU